CUGAGGGACAGGUACACACUGAGGGACAGGUACACUCUGAGGGACAGGUACACACUGCUGAACAGGUACACUCUGAGGGACAGGUAUACACUGAGGGACAGGUACACUCUGAGGGACAGGUACACACUGAGGUACAGGUACACACUGAGGGACAGGCACACUCUGAGGGACAGGUACACUGAGGGACAGGUAUACACUGCUGAACAGGUACACUCUGAGGGACAGGUACACUCUGAGGGACAGGUACACACUGAGGGACAGGUACACACUGCUGAACAGGUACACUCUGAGGGACAGGUACACACUGAGGGACAGGCACACUCUGAGGGACAGGUACACUCUGAGGGACAGGUACACUCUGAGGGACAGGUACACACUGAGGGACAGGCACACUCUGAGGGACAGGUACACUGAGGGACAGGUACACACUGAGGGACAGGUACACUCUGAGGGACAUGUACACACUGCUGAACAGAUACACUCUGAGGGACAGGUACACUCUGAGGGACAGGUACACUCUGAGGGACAUGUACACACUGCUGAACAGGUACACUCUGAGGGACAGGUACACUCUGAGGGACAGGUACACUCUGAGGUACAGGUACACACUGAGGGACAGGCACACUCUGAGGGACAGGUACACACUGCUGAACAGGUACACUCUGAGGGACAGGUACACUCUGAGGGACAGGUACACACUGAGGGACAGGUACACACUGCUGAACAGGUACACUCUGAGGGACAGGUACACUCUACUGAACAGGUACACUCUGAGGGACAGGUACACACUGCUGAACAGGUACACUCUGAGGGACAGGUACACACUGAGGGACAGGCACACUCUGAGGGACAGGUACACACUGCUGAACAGGUACACUCUGUGGGACAGGUACACUCUGAGGGACAGGUACACUCUGAGGUACAGGUACACACUGAGGGACAGGCACACUCUGAGGGACAGGUACACUGAGGGACAGGUACACACUGAGGGACAGGUACACUCUGAGGGACAGGUACACACUGCUGAACAGGUACACUCUGAGGGACAGGUACACUCUGAGGGACAGGUACACACUGAGGGACAGGUACACACUGCUGAACAGGUACACUCUGAGGGACAGGUACACUCUGAGGGACAGGUACACACUGAGGGACAGGUAUACACUGCUGAACAGGUACACUCUGAGGGACAGGUACACACUGAGGGACAGGCACACUCUGAGGGACAGGUACACUGAGGGACAGGUACACACUGAGGGACAGGUACACUCUGAGGGACAUGUACACACUGCUGAACAGGUACACUCUGAGGGACAGGUACACUCUGAGGGACAGGUACACUCUGAGGGACAUGUACACACUGCUGAACAGGUACACUCUGAGGGACAGGUACACUCUGAGGGACAGGUACACUCUGAGGUACAGGUACACACUGAGGGACAGGCACACUCUGAGGGACAGGUACACUGAGGGACAGGUACACACUGAGGGACAGGUACACACUGAGGGACAGGUACACUCUACUGAACAGGUACACUCUGAGGGACAGGUACACACUGCUGAACAGGUACACUCUGAGGGACAGGUACACUCUGAGGGACAGGUACACACUGAGGGACAGGUACACACUGCUGAACAGGUACACUCUGAGGGACAGGUACCCUCUACUGAACAGGUACACUCUGAGGGACAGGUACACACUGCUGAACAGGUACACUCUGAGGGACAGGUACACACUGCUGAACAGGUACACUCUGAGGGACAGGUACACUCUGAGGGACAGGUACACACUGAGGGACAGGUACACACUGCUGAACAGGUACACUCUGAGGGACAGGUACACACUGCUGAACAGGUACACUCUGAGGGACAGGUACACACUUGGUGUUGGG
Trematomus bernacchii (emerald rockcod) is the source of this 1892-nucleotide messenger RNA. RefSeq lists its product as uncharacterized. NCBI's taxonomy places the organism in Eukaryota, Metazoa, Chordata, Actinopteri, Perciformes, Nototheniidae. The transcript has 4 exons. The record is from RefSeq and is a predicted model, not a curated record. Bases 456 to 1238 code for a protein of 260 amino acids.